AUGGCGCCGGCCGGACUCGUGGUGGCAGCUGCCUCCUUCGCUGCGUUCAGGGGGCUGCACCGGAGUCUCGAGCUGCUGCCCACCCCGCGCCUCGCCGACACCCGAGACCGCUGGACGUGGAGAAACAUCUGUGCCUCCCUCGUGCACAGCCUGCUGGCCGGGGUCGGGGCGCUGCUCUGGAUGUACCAGCACUCACAUCUGAUCUCGGAUUUCACCCACAGCUGCCCACCUAGGACUGACUGUCUGGUCUCUCUGUCCAUCGGUUAUUUCCUGGCGGAUGGGGUGGAUAUUCUAUGGAAUCAAACAUUUGGCCGGUCGUGGCACUCAGGAAAGCCGAUCGUCCUGGAGACCUACAAGAUCGAGGCGGGACCAGAGCUACACUGA
Messenger RNA from Vombatus ursinus (common wombat), 384 nucleotides. RefSeq names its product TLC domain containing 2 (gene TLCD2). Lineage: Eukaryota; Metazoa; Chordata; Mammalia; Diprotodontia; Vombatidae. The coding region runs from base 1 to 384 and encodes 127 amino acids. The record is from RefSeq and is a predicted model, not a curated record. The transcript is spliced from 4 exons. Gene Ontology annotation, cellular component: plasma membrane. Gene Ontology annotation, biological process: phospholipid homeostasis; membrane assembly; plasma membrane organization.